AUGUCGAAAAUGUCUCUUUCCGACUCAGAACUCUCUUCGUUAUCGUCUGCGCCUCCGUCAGAUGAAGAAUCUACGCCCAUGGCUCUUGAUGAGCCUGUGGGCAUAACGAAGUACUUCCAGAAAAAGCAGCAGUCCGAAAGUCCGCCACCUAAACGAGCUCCUUCACCCCCUCACGAAUAUGUGUUGGCCGAUAAUCCAGACAUUGCCUUCAUUGUAAUGUUCCGCGCGCGUUUCCACGAAGUAUUCCCACGAUCAACACCACACUUCGGGCCACAGGACAUCGAACGAGGCGUGUCGGAAUCUCCCCCAGGUGACCACAUUGAAAGACUUUUGUGUGCAUUGCUUGGACUGGUAUUGAAUAGGAAGAAGGACGUGGAACGCAAUCAUUAUACGCGCCCGUUAGAAGAAGCCGUUCAAACACAUGCGUCGCAAUGGCCUAAAGCAUGGGGGGGCAAGAAUCCUCUGCAUGGAGGUCGCAGCUUUGCAUUAAUGUCUCCAGAGGAGCGCUCGCUGAUACUAUGGUCCCUCUCCUCCUCGGAUGCCGUCCAAGCGAAAAUUAAGGAAUCUUACAAGCAAGCACGCCACGAAGAUGACUUGAACCAGCCUCUAUCUGUUCAGCCAUGGGGACGUGAUAGUUUGAAGCGCCGAUAUUGGCUCAUUGAAGGUCUCGACGAUACUCAUUUCCGGCUAUACCGCGAGAGCAACCCAGCCUUAAAGCACGUCACAUGGUGGAGUGUGGCUGGAACAAUCCCGGAAUUGCUAAGUGUGGCACAAAAGUUAGAGGAGGAGAAGGGGACCAAUUCUAAGAAGUUGAGUGAGAGGAUAAGGAACUCUAUUCCACGAUUCGAGGGCUCAGAGGAGAAACGCAAACGUCGCGAUUAUCGAAUUGCGCGCAAAGCUGCCUUCUCCCGACCGGAGCCUGGAUUCUCACUGUACGAAGGCCGCACGCGCGGGAAGAAAUUGAAGUAUACAUAUUCUGACGAUGAGGAUAUUUUCUCCGAUGGCCUUCCGCCGCCCCGCCGAUCAGGACGUAACACCUCUGGACCUUCUACCCCUGCAGAGCCCACGGGCCCAAGGUUUACCGCGAGCGGAAGGCAAGUUCGUUCGCGUGCCGGAGGCUUAUAUGGUGAAAGCUUGCUCGCUGGACAGCGCGAGGACACCGACCUUGCGGAGGAUGGCGGUUCUGAGAGACGGCAGCGAACCAGGAUUACAAGGACUAACGGGUACACUGAUUAUGGUAUGGAUGACGAUGAAGACACAAAUUCCAACGACGCACAGUCCAGCGGAAACGAAUGGCAGGGUGGUGAGGAGGAAGACGAAAAUGAUUUCGAAGGCGAUGACGAAGAGGACGUGAGUGGAGAUGAAUCGGUGAUCAACGGGAAACCUCCGAGCCUUGUUGUCCAACUCAGGUACGGCAAACAGGGUGAUGAUAACAAUACUGGAGAACAAAAAGUACAAACUACCUCUGAUAGUCAGAAGGCGGCCACAACUGGUUUGCAACAGCCCGCGCCAGUGGAUAACGCGCCCCAGGAUUCCAUUCCGGAAACACCAGCUAGCCUUGACACCAAGAACGCCCCUGCCGAAACACCUGCUACUUCAGCUCCUCUGGCUUCAAGUGGCGGGGCCACACAGGGUCUUGGUGGCCCCGUUGGCACUACGAUGCCUUCAGUUCAACAACCUGAUGGGACAGUCUAA
Aspergillus nidulans FGSC A4 is the source of this 1695-nucleotide messenger RNA. RefSeq lists its product as uncharacterized. The transcript is spliced from 5 exons. Lineage: Eukaryota; Fungi; Ascomycota; Eurotiomycetes; Eurotiales; Aspergillaceae. The coding region runs from base 1 to 1695 and encodes 564 amino acids. The record is from RefSeq and is a predicted model, not a curated record.